This is a messenger RNA of Toxorhynchites rutilus septentrionalis, 8625 nucleotides long. RefSeq lists its product as uncharacterized. The record is from RefSeq and is a predicted model, not a curated record. The coding region runs from base 5448 to 8366 and encodes 972 amino acids. Lineage: Eukaryota; Metazoa; Arthropoda; Insecta; Diptera; Culicidae. The transcript has a single exon.
UGCCUACAGAAUCGCUUACUACCACUAUUGAAGCAGCACGAGGGCCCGACCAUCUUCUGGCCGGAUCUCGCUUCGUGCCACUAUUCAAAGGACGUGUUGGAGUGGUACGAAGCCAACGGGGUCACCUUCGUGCCAAACCCGCUCAACGCGCCGGAGCUUCGCCCAAUAGAGAAAUAUUGGGCGAUUAUGAAGCAGGUCCUCCGGAAGAACCCAAAAGUUGUCAAAUCGGAGGCGGACUUCAAGAGAAAAUGGAUUUCUGUUCAAAAAAACUACAACCUGACGUUGUACAGAACCUUAUGGACGGGGUAAAGAGGAAGGUGCGAGCAUACGGGCUUGGGCUCGAAGUAUGAAUAAAAAGAAAAUGCCAAAAGUUGUUUAAUAGUUUUUAUUUUACUGUCUAAAAUUUUCAAAAGGAUUAGUCUACUGGGCGAAUUUCUACAGCGUUUUUUCCGUGAUGCAAUUUGAUGUGACACACCCUUUAUAUCGGUUUGGCAUGGAAUGGUUGUAUAUUAGGGUGCCAAUGAAUGUAUGGGAAAAAACCGACCCUAAAAUGUUAAAAAGUUACCCUAUAUGUAUACCACCUCGAAAAAAACACCCCAUGCGAAAUAUCAGCCCAAGAGUGGCGCAAGGUGGUCAAAGUUUGAGUUUCUUGGAAAUCGAAGAAUCACCCAAGGGGAGAGUAAAGAAAAUCAAAGUUUUCGCGAAAAAAAAGUUGAUGCCAAAUGUAUUAAAAUUGCAUGUGUCAUCUCGAAUGAACUAGUUUGAGAACCCCUGGAUUGGACUGACUAAUUAACCUUUUUUUCUACUCUGCCUUUCUCUUUUACUUGGUUUCGUAUUACAAAAUGAACAAAUAGUGCAAAACUAAACGAUACCAGAUGAUCCCAAACGAUACCAGCUAUAUUAUUCUCCGCUUUGUUUAUGUAGUGUUAGGCAAAAAAGAGAAGCGAAUAAAAAUUUUCAGACCAUCGACUGAAUGCAUCUCAACGGUUUUCCGUCUCAACGACUUAUCUAUUGGAAAACGAUGAAAAAAUAUUCUGAUUCUUCCGUCACUUUCAGUUCCGUUAUUGUUCCGGCAUCGUGGGACGUUGCAUUUCGAUAUGUUGCAGAAGUGAACAAAAAGGGAUCACUAUGAUAUUGAGGAAAGAUUACAUAAAACUUUACCUGCAAUGAAAACCCGCUACAUCGUAUUGGUCGCCAGAUUAGCUUGAAGUAUGUCUUAAUUUUCUUUUUCUCAAUUUUCAAACAAGUAAUAAAACACAAUAUUUGAAAAACUUUACGACGUCGAACAAACUGAGAUUUUUCAAAAAUUAGCGUCUUUUUCUUCUUUAAAUCAGGCGAUGUAACAUACCUGGUAUUCUAUUUAUUUUGGACGGCGACACUGUCAACCAGAUAUUGUUUACAAGUCUUUGAGUUUUGAACAACAAGUUGAAUUUUUACUGCGUUGAAAAUAUCGAGUUUCGUUACAAAUAAGCACCAUUUGCGGGAUGUUUUGGUUUUCUGUUUCCAUUGGAGGAAAAGGUCAGCUGAAGCGCAUCGAAUGCUUGUGUAAGUUUAUGGUUUAAAAACAAGGAAUUGGAGGCAUUACUCGAUCAAGUUUAAAUAAUAUGGAAGAAAUCGGAAGGGGAAUGUUUCGCUACAACGGCAUGAGAUCAUGGGUUUGCAUGAAAUCGGGGUUCACAAAAAAAAUGUUGAUGCCAAAUGCCUUCAAAUCGCGCGAGCAAAUAUUGUUUUGUCGAAAAUUGAUUUUGAGAAAAGCGUGUUCUUGGGUGAUGUUUCGGUUUUCAAAAAACUCUAGCUUUGACCGCUUUGCGCCUCUUUCCCUUGAGUCCGAUUGAGCUGAUUUCUUGCAUAGUGUAGUUUUGCGUGGGAAUCAAUAUUUUUACGAAAGUACCGUUUGAAAAUUCGAUGGUAAUAUUUUUCCAUAAACUUAUUGACACUCUAAUGUGUUCAUCCUUUGACCUUUGACACAUAUUGAAUGUAACAUGAAGUUGUUUCAUGUUAUUAUUUGAUGUACAAAUGUAUGUACUUUUUAUGUAUGUAAAGGGUGUUCGGAUCAAAAAGUGGUCAACUUAAAUUCGCCGUAUUUUUUCUAAUCAUUCAUAUAAAAAACCUGAUCACCCCUCAUUUUGUAGGUGUGUGUGUGUGUAGAAUGAUGCCUCUAUUUGGAUUUUGACAUUAGAUCUUUAGUUAUAAAAAUGGCGUCAAAGCAAGAGGAGCGACGAAUCAAAUUUUGUACAUGCGUCGUGAAAAUCCAAACUUCCCGCACGCAGAAAUAGCAAAAUCGUUGAAUGUGGCCAAAUCAACCGUCACCAAAGAAACAAAAGUGUUCGGGGAACGUUUGUCGACAACUAGAAAGCCUGGAUCUGGGGGAAAUCGAAUGCCGGGAGCCGCAGUGACGAACACAAGAGUGGGUAGCGCUUUCAAGCGCGACCCCAACCUCUCCGUUUGAGAUGUCGCAAAUAAGUUGGGAGUAUCGUCUACAACCGUGCAUGAAGCUAAAAAACGAUCCAGACUAUCGACCUAUAAGAAGGUAGUGACUCCAAAUCGCAACGAUAAGCAAAACCUUACGGCAAAAACAAGAUCUCGGAAGCUGUAUACGACAUUGUUGACAACGUUUGAUUGCGUGGUAAUGGACGACGAAACCUACGUCAGGGCAGACUUCAGACAGCUUCCAGGACAAGAGUAUCAUACAGCAAUCGGAAGGGGAAAGGUGCCAGACAUUUUCAAGCAUAAUAAACUAUCAAAGUUUGCCAAGAAAUAUCUCGUUUGGCAAGCUAUCUGUACCUGUGGCUUGAAAAGCGACAUUUUCGUUGCAACCGGGACCGUCAACCAGGAAAUUUACGUGCAAGAGUGUCUUCAAAAGCGUUUGCUGCCUUUCCUGAAGAAACAUGACUUGUCUGUGCUGUUUUGGCCGGAUUUGGCAUCCUGCAUCGAAAAAUAUUGGGCGAUAGUUAAGCAGAACCUUAAGAAGACCCAAAAAACUGUUAGCAGCGAGAAGCAGUUCAAAGCAAGUUGGCGUUCUGCGGCGAAGAAAGUGGAUAAGGUGACUGUACAAAAUCUGAUGGCAGGCGUCAAACGAAAGGCUCGCCAAUUUGGACUAGGUCGAUCGGAAUCUUAACUGAGUACAUAUUGAUACAUAUUGAACUUCAAAAAGAAAGAUACUUUGAUUUUUUUUAAUAAACAAAUAAUCGAUUUACACCCAAUUUAGCUUGACCACUUUUUGAUCCCAACACCCUUUAUUUUUGAUUCAAAUGAAAACAAUGCAUUUUGAAUGAUAAAUCAUGUUACAUAUGAGGGGCUUAGAAUGAGAGGGGUGUAAGUGAUUUCAUCGAUUUCUCUACAUCGACUCCCUCUUUUGGUCAUAACUUAGUUGCAAAUACAUUCCCAGCUGUAUUUGACAAUGCGAAAGACAGGUCAGAGCCUCAUCUAUCGGAUUCUAUAGCAAACUCAAAUUGGAAAGUUUUUGCAGUUGAGUUAUUAACUGAAGAAAAAGUUGAUGUAGAGAAAUCGAUCAAGUCACCUACACCCCUUGCAUUCUAAGACCCUCAUAUUCAACAAAUAUGGAACCGAUCCAAUUAAAUUUGUCUGAGUUUGUAUUUAAUAAUUGAUUCCUUAUACUGCUUUUGGGUGGUAUGGGUGUAUAGGCAUUUGCCAGUUCACAAACCAUGCCCAAGCAUAUUGUGUUUUGUUUACAAACAAAACACAGUAGACUUUCAAGAAGGUCGCAGAGGGGUUUGGGCGUAUUGGAUCACCUGGUAGUAUACUUCUGUUCGCCUAGGUUCUACAGUUAUGGGGUAGCUUUAUUUUGUUUUUUUUUCAUGUUUCACAAUAAAGGUUAUGAAGCUAGUCUCAUAAUCGAAGACAGUUACUAUAACCCAUUCUCUAUACAUCUUUUCAACAUUUGGAUUGGAUUGGAUUUCACAUUAUCGGACCACUUUCGUACACGAUCUUACAGAUGCAUAGUUUAAUUAUUUCUGUUGUAAUAAAUCAUAGUUUUCAUGCUAUCUUUUUCGUGUUUGCACCUCAUUCUAAAUCCUUUAUUGCGUUAUCCACUAUUUUUGUUAUUCGUGAUGACCUUGACAGACAAUUUUGCGGAUAAUUCGGGUUCCACUGUUAUUCUAAAGUUAUAAAAUAGAGUGUAUAUAAAUAUAUGACACAGUUAAAUAUUGUACUGCUAAGAACAACUGGUUUGAUGGAAAUACUUUCGGAAUACCAAAGUAUCAAAACUAGCCCCGCGGGACGGUAUAUGAAGAAGCAGCAAUUAGAACAAUCAAUCAAAUACAAGGCUGUUAACCUGAGAAUACACAUGCCUCUGAUUGUGGUAAAUUCCCAAUCCGACAUUCCAUACCGACAAACAAAAAAGUGACUAAAAAACUAGUUUGUUGGCAUAUCAGCUCUCAAACAAACAAAACUGAUGUUGGCGGAGCAUCGCGAGCACCGUGAAUGCUCCAUUUUUUUAUUUUAGGACUAGUCACUAUUAUGCAUAGUUUCGAAAACAGAAUUUUAAAAAUUUGCAUCGCACAACUCUAUUUUCCCACGCUCUCGACAAACAGGCAAUAAUUGUUGAAUUAAUCCAUCAAUAGCGUGCGUGUAUCACAGAGCGAUUUGCAGAUUGAAUGAUGUAUAACAUGUACUUUUGAUAGCGAUCGUUAUGCCGUCGGAGGCGGUAAGGGAGGAGUGAGAGAGAGCAUAGAUACACACCACCGCGUAGCCGCAAGCAUGGGAAAACUAGAAGCUGUCGAUAGGCGCCCAUCAAACGAUCAUCAAUUUGCCUAAUUAGCUGUCGAACAAAGUAAUAAUAUACGCAUCCUCACUCUCUCGCUCGAGCUGAGAUCGAAACAAAACAAAACAAAAACUCUGCAUUCGAUGCUCAAGGUCGAUCGGGCUCAGCGGAGAGUGGGCUCCGCGAAUGAUGUCACGGAAGGGUUCACCAAUCGUUUAACACGUUCAUGAGCCCAUAUGGUUCGGUAGAAAUCCCACUAUUUUUGUUUGUUUUGCUGAACACGUGAACGUCGAGUCUCUCUCACCCAUUUGAAAUCUCAACAAGACACGCUGACUGGAAGCUAUUUGCAAAAUAAACAAGCGGCGUUUCGAUUCAUGCAUGGCAAAGUUUAACGCCUCUCCAUUCUCCGGCUUUUGAUCAAUACGAAAGGGUGCUAUCAUCGGAACUCGGUUUACUGCGAGAGAAAGAGAGAGCGAUCCUCUCGACGAAUGCAAAUCUUUUCGCGCAAAGGAUGCCCGGAUGAAUAAGAUCCUCUCGAUGCGGCGCGCGAUCAGUCUGCCGUGUGUAGUGACGCGUAUCGGAUGUUUUUCUGCAAUAUCUCAACGCUCGGACGGUAUUGAUCACGAUUUCGUGAGCUCGGUUUUUGUGACUCCAUCCCAGCCAGCCAACCAGCCAUCGUGUCCUGGGUUUGGCCCAAUUGGCUUUUCGCGCUAAAAUAGCAAGAAUGAUCAAUCAAUCGAUCUUCGUCGGCAUUGUCGCUGUUGUGGUACUCGUUGUUGUUGUUCUGCCCAAUCGAUGUACCGAGGGGCGGGUGUACAAGAGGUGCGAGCUGGCACGUGAGUUGGCGCUGAAGCAGGUGUCGGAAGAUCAAAUCGGCGACUGGUUGUGCAUCGCUCAACAUGGCUCCAAAAUGAACACAUCGGCUGUUAAUCUCAAGUACAAACGAUUCGGCGGUUCUGCGUAUUAUGGAAUCUUUCAAAUCAGCGAUCUGUACGGGUGCUUGAGGAGCAGCUCCAUUUGCGGGUUAACGUGCGCUGAUUUGAAGGACGAUGACAUCGAGGAUGAUAUCGAUUGCACGCGGACGAUUUACGAGGAAUACCACAGGGAAAUAGGCGAUGGUUUCGCGGCCUGGCCGGUGUAUAAGACCCACUGUCGGGAUCCUGCUUCGAAGAUCGCUUUCGGCGAUUGCUUGAACGAGGAGGUUAUUCGCUUUCAGGCGUACUACAAGAAGAAGCAGAAAAAAGCAAAACAAACAGAUUUGGUGGUGAAGGCUCCUGCGGGAAAGGUGUAUGACCGUUGUGAGUUGGCUGUGGAGCUACGAGAUAAGCAUAAAAUUCCAGCGGAUCAAAUCGCGACUUGGGUUUGCAUAGCGUACCACGAGAGUCGUUUCGAUACUUCGGCGCUGGGUAGAUUGAACGCGGAUGGCAGUGGUGAUCAUGGUUUGUUUCAAAUCAGUGACAUUUAUUGGUGCUCGAUCACGAGCAAACCGGGGAAGGCUUGCGGUGUGACGUGUGAAGAUAUGCGGAAUAAUGAUAUCAGUGACGAUGUUCGUUGCAUACAAACGAUCUAUGAUGAACAUCAAAGAAUCUCGGGUAAUGGUUUCAAUGCGUGGGCAGUUUACAAGCCUUACUGUCAGGAUAGAGAGGAGAGUUUCGCUCAUAGCUGUUUCGAUGAUCGGCUACCAAGCACGACGGUUCGUCCAAGACCUGGAAUAACGGCUCCAACCUAUCCGGUUGGAAAAUUUGCCAUCACUUCGGUUGGUAAAAUCUAUGAUCGUUGUGAGCUUGCAAAUGAUUUGCUGCAUAAGUACCAUAUGCCAAAAGAACAAAUUGCAACUUGGGUGUGUAUUGCCUUCCAUGAAAGCAGUUUCAAUACCUCAGCCGAAGGUCGUCUCAAUGCGGACGGCAGUGGUGAUCAUGGACUGUUUCAAAUCAGUGACAUAUAUUGGUGUUCUCCUCCAGGUAAUGGAUGGGCUUGUAGUGUUAGCUGUGAAAAGUUGAAAGACAAUGAUAUAGCCGACGAUGUCAAGUGCGUGAAAAUCAUCUACGAAGAACACCAAAGACUCUCUGGGGACGGUUUUAACGCUUGGUCCGUAUAUAAACCACACUGUCAGGGAAAGUCUGAAAGCUAUACACGAGGAUGCUUCGGAUCGGAUGAUGAAAAACCGGUCACCUUCACACUACCAAAACCCGCCAUUACGGCGCCAACCACAGUUCCUCCCAGAAAAACUUUUGUGAGCAGAGGCAAAGUCUAUACCCGUUGCGCUUUGGCCAGAGAAUUAUACUUCACACACCACUAUUCUGCUGAGGAGACCGAAGCAUGGACCUGUAUUGCACAGUACCAAUCGAACUUCAACACUUCUGCCGUAGGUAUCGGUCCUGGUAGUGUCAAGUAUCAUGGAAUGUUCCAACUGAGUGACGAGUACUGGUGUUCGCCACCGGGACGCGGCACAGUUUGUGGACUACCAUGUUCCGAUCUGGAGGACGACGAUCUAACUGACGACCUUGCGUGUAUGCGACACAUUUAUGAAGAGCACCAACGCAUUUCGGGAGAUGGCUUCAACGCAUGGGCUGUCUACCAACCAUACUGCAAAGGCAAAGCGCAGAAUAUGAUUAAAGACUGCUUCAAGGAGGCGGAGAAUGCUCUAGUACCAACAACGCCGAGUCGAAGGCCUACCAAGAAGAAGAACAACAUCGGAGUCGGUAAAGUCUACGAGCGUUGUGAGUUAGCCCGAGAACUGUAUAACACACAUCAUCUACCACUUGAGCAGAUCGCAACCUGGGUUUGUAUAGCCCACCGAGAAUCGAACUAUAAUGUGUCUGCUAUCGGAAGGUUGAAUGCCGAUGGAAGUGGCGAUCAUGGUCUAUUCCAAAUCAGUGACAUCUAUUGGUGUUCGCCGCCUGGAAAAGGUUGGGUUUGUGGAGUCUCCUGCUCGGAUCUCGAAGACAAUGAUUUAACGGAUGAUGUUGAGUGUAUGCGUACCAUAUUUGAAGAGCACACUAGGCUAUCAGGCGACGGGUUCAAUGCAUGGGCCGUAUAUCAACCAUAUUGUAAGGGACGAUCCGAGCACUAUAUAAAAGGAUGCUUCGAAGAAAGGACGACCACUUUAAAACCCAAAACAACUACGACAAAGCCCACAACAACGAGACGACCAACAUUCUCUUGGUUCACAACAAGUACCUCCACAACCACUAGCAAGAAGCGUAUAACAACCACAACGACGAAACGACCGGCAUUUUCCUGGUUUACGCCGAGUACACCCUCAACCACCAUCAAGCCUUCCACAACCACAAGAAAAUAUUCAUGGAGUUCCACGACUAUGAAGCCAACGCUACCACCAUUCACUUCUCGAACAACCCCGGUAAUCUCGCGAUCGACAACACCUCGGUCCCCCAGCUCAACGAAAUCAACCACCAGCCUUUACGAUUUCUACCUCAAUCAUUUCGGUCGACCCAACACAACACCCGCAUCGUAUGCAUCGUUCACAUUCAGACCCAGAAGUACACCGAAAACUGCCAGCCCUACGAUUGCAACUGCCACCACCACUCGCCAUACACGAUCAACGUCCGUCAGUUCGACAGCCGGAAGCACCGCGAAGUAUUCAAAUUUUGACACCUUAUUUGAUAAUUUUAAGCAUGGUUAAAUACACCCCCCCCCCCCUCCCCUUUGUUAUACCGAAACAAUAAACACAUAUUUUUUUCUAAUAAACAACGUCCUUUUGAAGAGAUGUGAGAAAUGCCCAUAAAACAUCAACUCGUUGACGUGUGUGACAGCCUUACACUUGCUUCCUCCGAGUCAUAACUCAAACCCGGCCAAUCGGUUCAAUGUCGUCUCCGAACGGGUCGUAAAUCAACGCGAAGAUAAAAAGUACAUCUUAUUGAAACCGGUAUUGAUCUUGUCUU